This is a messenger RNA of Polyodon spathula (Mississippi paddlefish), 3293 nucleotides long. RefSeq names its product ras-related protein Rab-2A-like. The record is from RefSeq and is a predicted model, not a curated record. Gene Ontology annotation, molecular function: GTP binding; GTPase activity. The transcript has 8 exons. Gene Ontology annotation, cellular component: Golgi apparatus. Bases 149 to 805 code for a protein of 218 amino acids. Lineage: Eukaryota; Metazoa; Chordata; Actinopteri; Acipenseriformes; Polyodontidae.
ACGUAACAGCACAGAUCGGAGGUGUUUAUUGUUCCUUCGUUGUGGGGAGAAAGAGACCAGCAAACCAUAGCGCUACACUUAAGAGCUUAAUAAGGCACAUAUUGAGACACAGUACAGAGUAAGACAGGCAGCUACAGCAUCUCCAGCCAUGGCGUAUGCGUACCUCUUCAAAUACAUCAUUAUUGGCGAUACGGGCGUGGGGAAGUCAUGUUUAUUAUUACAGUUCACAGAUAAGAGGUUUCAACCAGUCCAUGACCUUACUAUCGGUGUUGAAUUUGGUGCACGGAUGAUCACUAUUGAUGGAAAACAGAUAAAACUUCAAAUUUGGGAUACUGCUGGUCAGGAGUCUUUCCGUUCCAUUACUAGGUCUUACUACAGAGGUGCAGCUGGGGCUCUCUUGGUUUAUGAUAUCACAAGAAGGGACACUUUCAACCACUUGACAACCUGGUUAGAAGAUGCACGCCAACAUUCCAAUUCCAACAUGGUAAUCAUGCUUAUUGGAAACAAGAGUAUAAUUGAUUUUGUCCAGACACAUGAAGAAGGCAAGAAGGUGAAGAAGGAAGAAGGUGAGGCAUUUGCCAGAGAACAUGGACUUAUCUUUAUGGAAACUUCUGCUAAAACAGCUUCAAAUGUAGAAGAGGCAUUUAUUAACACAGCCAAGGAGAUUUAUGAGAAGAUUCAAGAAGGUGUCUUUGACAUUAAUAACGAGGCAAAUGGAAUUAAGAUCGGACCCCAGCACGCUGCCACCAAUGCAACUCUUGCAGGCAACCAGGGAGGACAACAGGCAGGUGGAGGCUGUUGCUGAGGCCACAUAACUGUAUUUGACUGGUUGGGCCUACUAACCUUUUCUUAACCUUCCCACUCCAGCCCAACCUGCAAAAUCGACUCAUUUACUAGAUUGCUGUUUGUCAAGAGAGAAGCCCAAGUCUUUCAUAAUCCCUGUAAAACUUUGAAGUCUGUCCAGGCUCCAGUAGAAAUGGUUAAAAUUCACUUAAACAAGAUUUUGAGAAUUGUAAUCAUCCUAUUUCCAGGUUAAUUGUUUUUUUUGUUUUUGUUUUUUUUUUGAGGGGGGGGGGGGGGUGGGGUUAAGUGUUUGUUUUGUUUAUUGUGCUCUUUUGACUUCAAACUGAAUUGUACUAAACACUACAAAGUCAUCUUUAGUAUUUUAAUCAGUUUGUGUGGUUAAAUUCCCCAACAACUAUGAAGCUUACCUGAAGCUUAAUAUAAGUGUGUUAAGAGUUGUCAGUCAUUUGAUGAAGACGAAAAAGAAAGGACUGUUUUAAUUCUGUAUUUAUCAUUCACUUUCUGUAUAUAUAGUUAUAACUACAUGUGUUGGUGUAUACCUACCAAGUUAGAAUUCUUUAUUGAAUUUGCUUACAUUCUAUACUGUACAAUUAGAGCUUGAAACUGCAACAGUAUUGCUAUAGUCCAAACCUGCUUUGACAUCAUUUUAAUCCUGUUUGACUUUUUUUUUUUCUUUUUGGUCCCUCUAUUUACCUUUUCCUUAAUUCUCCAGUAAACCCCUAAAACUGCUCCUUAGUGAUAUUGGCUCAAUAUUGUUUAUCUAUUUUAAUGCCAAAUGUUGUGUUUUCUGAAAUAUUUAACCACCUCUUCUCCAGAAACGGAUCACCUCCUCUUCAGAAAUGGAUCAGCUGUUUGCCUUAAAAAACAAAAAAACACACACACACACACACACAUCUCUAUAGUGGUACAACAAAAGAGCAAAGUAUAAUGAGUUUCAUAAUGUGGAUACUUUAAUUAUUUUGUUUAUAUAUAAAAUUUGCUGGUUUGCACUGGUUUUAUUUGUCAGUUAAUUUCAGUGCAGAUCAAUUCUAACUUUAGAAGUCUGAGUGCUUGUGUAAAGAUUUGCUUUUAUUGGCAGUCUGUUCUGUUUUGUAGGUAUAUGGUGAACAUCUUGUCUAUUCUGAAAGGGGUGUGGUAAAAGCUGAAACUGGAGUAUCUUUGUGACCCUCAACUUUAUUACGUGUGUUGGUUCUUCUUAAAAUGAAAUGUUACAACAAUGAAAAAUAAAUUCCUGUGGUUAAACGGAUUGUAAACUGAUACAUAUUCAUUUUGAUGUCUGUGAAAAUGAAAAAUGGUGGUAUAUAUUUUUUGUAUACUGUAAGAAGAAAAAAAGCACAUUUCCAAGAGAAACUAGUCUUUUUUUUUUUUUUUUUUUUUUGCCUCCAGUGUAGUGAUUGUUAUCCAGACAUCUGUAAAACUCCAUUUUCAUUGUGUCAUCAUAGAUUAAGAUGUAAAAGUAAUGUAAGUGUUUAAAUGUGUUUUUAAGCAUGAUUGGUGUUACUAGAUCAUACUUUUAAACUCAAAUAGCCGACCUAUAUUGUUGUAAUGUACGCAUUUAGAUAAUAUGUAUGUAGGAUUAAUUUCAUUUGGUUUCAGCUGUUUUAAAACAGCCUUGGCCUCGCUGAAAAUUGCAUUUGCCGAAAGUAAAAUGAUCUGGUGAUUCUGGCUUUAAUCCAAGUCCCUAAACUGUUUUGGCUGCUUGAAGGAAAAAGAUUGCCAGACCACUUGGAUAUGAUAACAUCUGUAAUAAGAAUUGAAAGGAGUGAUGUCACAAUUUCAUUUUCAGUAGUAAGAUGCAUUUUUUGUUCUGUUUUCUAUGAAUGAUCAAGGGGUAUUAUCCUUGAUAAAGAGCCAAGAUGCCUUAAACCAAUUACACCUUGUUCACUGUAACGUCAUACUUGAUUAUAUUUCUUGAUAUUGAGUACUAAUUUAAUUAAAAUCCUCUUGGGGGUGAGUGUUGUUGAUUAAGAUUCCAAUUCUUGUUAAUUUUAUGUUGCUCCAAGUAAUUGCAUUAGAAGGAAGUCUUGCAAACAUUGAACUCAUGGAAACACUUCCUGCAAUACUAUUCAUUCCCUUGUUUCCAUGCGCCUGACCAAAAGUGGAUCAAAACAGUGUAAGAUGUGGAUCUGAAACAAAAAUAAAUGGGUUUCAACAUACCAAACUGAUUAGGUUUGGUAAACUUGAAAUGCAGCUGGACUUUUGUCACAGUUUUGUGUCUUAUUGUCUCUGGAAACAAGGCAUAUGGAAAGGACUUUUUGAUGUCAAAUUUGUUUCAAAUAUAGUACUGGAAAAGGAAAACAAUGAUAAAAUAAGCGCAAUGCUUGUACUUGCUCAUGUUAUGUGAACACAUUUUCACAUCAUUUUUAAAUCCCAAUAGAGUGUUGUACUUCCUGAUGAAGGUGUUUGCCUCAGGAACUUUAGUCUUGCAUAGGCAUAAAUGUCCAGGUAUGUCGUUUUUAACUUUCUGCUGAAAUAAAAUUGUAUCACCA